This is a messenger RNA of Hordeum vulgare subsp. vulgare (domesticated barley), 1948 nucleotides long. Its product is annotated as probable adenylate kinase 6, chloroplastic. Lineage: Eukaryota; Viridiplantae; Streptophyta; Magnoliopsida; Poales; Poaceae. Gene Ontology annotation, molecular function: ATP binding; AMP kinase activity. The coding region runs from base 738 to 1610 and encodes 290 amino acids. The transcript has 4 exons. The record is from RefSeq and is a predicted model, not a curated record. Gene Ontology annotation, biological process: nucleobase-containing compound metabolic process. Gene Ontology annotation, cellular component: cytoplasm; mitochondrion.
AAUUUACAAUGGUAUCCUUAACUCAUCAAGCUUUAAGUUCUAGACUGACACUGGUGCUCACAUAUUUCUGAAUUUAUUUCAAAUCUUUCAACAAUGUACCUAUAAAAGUGGUUGGGGUGACUUCGCCUCUAAACGCCAAAUGAGGCCUAGAGAGAAAAAUAAAUCGUUGAACAUAAUCUUUUUAAAAGUGUUGUAUUUUGUCUAUUUCUAAAUACUUAUAGUUAGGGUGAACUAGGAAGUACGUAAAAUGCAGUCGAACCAAAAGAGAAUUGCCACUUGCGUGAUUUCUUUCCUUGUCCUCUUUGAACGUGAGUGCAUGGAUCUUGGCUGCGUGAUUUGGUUGGAGGUUGGUUGGUUGUUGGUAUAGUGCCGUAUGCGCCGACUGUGACCGACGGACGGGCGGGUGGAGGAGAAGUGCACGGCAGCCGCGUCACGACCCAACAACAGCAUGCGUCGCCGCCCCGGCGUGUCGACGCCGACGGCGACGCGUCCGGCGCCCGACGUGUCACACGGAGGAACCUACCGAGAGCUUUCCGGCCCGGCCGCUCAAAUUUCUUUCCUUUCCUAUUCGCGCACGUGAGCCCACCGCCGCUCGGCCCGGGCCCACCACGUGUUAGGCGGCCACCACCCGGCGACCUCGUCGUCGUCGUCUCGGACCCGAGCGCGAGACAGCAGCAGCGGGGCGAGGAAAAAGGGCGACCGGCGGACGGAAAAUAUCUCCAGGCCGGCGUUGCGAGAUGUCGUCGGCGAUGUCCCGCGCGAUCCGGGCCUGCGCCGCGUCUGGGGCGUCGAGGAGGGGCCUGGCGUCCGUGGAGGCGAUGGGGGCGGCGGCGAAGGGGCCGCCCGCGGCGGGGCGCUGGGCCGGGCGCGGCCCCGGCGGAAGGGGAAAGGUGGAGGACGGGGCGCGGGUGCAGUGGGUGUUCCUCGGCUGCCCCGGGGUCGGCAAGGGCACCUACGCCGGCCGCCUCUCGCGGCUCCUCGGCGUGCCCCACAUCGCCACCGGCGACCUCGUCCGCCACGAGCUCGCCUCCUCAGGCCCCCUCUCCAAGCAGCUUUCUGAGAUUGUGAAUCAUGGAAAACUGGUGUCGGAUGAGAUCAUCAUAAAUCUGCUGUCAAAGCGCCUUGAGGAGGGAGAAGGAAAGGGUGAAUUGGGGUUCAUACUUGAUGGUUUUCCAAGAACUAUAAGACAAGCGGAAAUACUAGAGGGAGUCACAGAUAUUGAUUUGGUGAUCAAUCUCAAGCUUCGAGAAGAAGCUCUGCUUGCAAAAUGCGUUGGCAGAAGGAAGUGCAGCCAGUGUGGAGGAAACUUCAAUGUAGCCUCCAUUGACAUUGAGGGUGAGAAUGGUGGGCCUCGAAUGUAUAUGCCUCCACUACUACCUCCUCCACAGUGUGAAUCAAAGUUGAUUACCAGAGCAGAUGAUACUGAAGAGGUGGUAAAGGAGCGAUUGCGUGUUUACCAUGAUUUGUGUGAACCAGUGGAGGAUUUCUACAGAGCUCGGGGGAAACUCUUGGAGUUCAAUUUACCUGGAGGAAUCCCCGAAUCAUGGCCGAAGCUGCUCCAAGCUUUGAAUAUAGAAGAUCCUGAUAACAAUAGAUCUGCAACAGCAUAAUGUUGCGAGUGUCAGAAAUGCGUAUUAUGUAUUAGUAGCCUAUAUGCCAAACGUAGUUUACUUGAUAAGCAUUCCUGGCAUCUCUAGGAAGUAGUUCAUUCAGGGCCAUUAUUUGAUCUGGCACUCAAGAUUUGUAUAGCUGAUUGAUCAUCGAUUGCGCAAGUUCGAUGGGGUGUGCUAGUUGUAUUCUUAAAGGUAUAGCCUCUUAUGUAUCAAAGGGCAGAUGAUAAAUAACCGACAGUUGGCGGUUGGAGUCUGCUGAUAAAGGUUCUUGAAACAAGCAUGCUGCAAAUAUCCUUUUGAAAACAUUAUGCAGGCAGAUAAAUAUUCUUGUGGUA